UUUUGUGCGGAACAUUUCUAUGUACAACAUUCACGUUUUAAUUGAGUAAUUGAAGGAAGUAAUAUUUUUGAUACAUUUCUAAUCUCUUUAGUUAAAUUUAUUCCGACCAGUUGUCAUACAGUUGAGUAACUUAUUUUUAUGUGUUCAAUGCAUUAACGCGCAUUAAAAGGGCAAAAAACAAACACACAUUUUAAAUUUCAGGAAACUAUAUGAUGAGCCUGAAGCAAACUGGAACAAACGCCACCUGUGAUAAUCUGAGUGCAGGUUUCUCAGUGUGGGAUGAUCAGUGGGCAGGGAGGGAGGAGGGGAGGGGAGGCGUGUCCCAGUAGCUCCAGCAGCCUCCUGUUUCUGUUUCUGUCCCGCACAUCAGAGUUUCUUGUCCCGACGCAAGGACCCUGUUCUCCUCCUCUCCUCUCCGGAGCAACAACAAUCUGCCCGGGGGAGAGGAAUGAGGAUCUGGCAUGCCGCCUGCGGCCAGACCGAUGAAGGACCGGCCCAGGAUGUUAUAUUACUGAGAGGUUUUAAUAAUUUUUUGAGAAGCAUCGGGGUUUCCUGAAUGAUCGGACCUAUAUAAACAACAACUUCUGUUUUACUUUUAAGUGGCAGCAGGAAUUCACUAGAAACUUUUUUUUUUUGGAGAUGGAGCCGGAGGAGGGGAAAAUCUCGGUAUGGGUCUGCCGAGAGGAGAAGCUGAUCUCCGGACUGACGAAGCGAACCACCUGUGCCGACGUUGUGAGGGUUCUGCUAGAGGACCAGAACCUGCAGCAGGGCGCUGCAGCCGCGAUGCUGUCCGGCUCCCCGCAGUCCUACUGCGUGGUGGAGAAGUGGAGAGGCUUCGAGAGAACUUUGCCCAACAAGACCAAGAUCCUGCGGCUCUGGAGCGCAUGGGGAGACGAGCAGGAGAACGUCCGGUUCGUCCUGGUGAAGAGCGAAGCUUCGCUGCCCAACAACGGGCCCCGCAGUGCCGAGGCGCGGGUCGUCCAGAGCCGGGAGAGCGGCGUCCCGGGCGGGCUGCUUAAGGGCACCGCCAAGAGCUGCUGGGUCGCCGCGGCCGCUGCAGCCAACAUGUCCCAGGAGAAGCAAAGGCGGAUCGUCCGGAAGGCCUUCAGGAAGCUGGAUAAAAUGAACAGAAAGAAAGAACAGACAUUGCCUAAGGGUAAAUGUUCAGUGGAGAAGAUGGAGACGCUGGUCCACCUGGUGAUAUCGCAGGAUCACACCAUCCGGCAGCAAAUCCAGAGAAUCAAGGAACUGGAUCGGGAGAUCGAGCGAUACGAAGCCAAAGUGCACUUUGACCGCAUUAAGAGACACGGGGUGAACUAUGUGCAGGAUACAUACAUGGUGGAUUCCUCUGGGGAGACCCCGGUUUCUUCUGUGGACGGGAAGCGCAAAGCGGAGUUCCAGGACGUCCGCUGUGCGGCUGAGGCGCUGGCGCAGUUCGAGGAGUACGCGCGCCGCUGCGAGGAGGUGGUGCGCCUGCAGGAGGAGGUGACGGAGCGCGAGGCGCUGGUGGAGAGCAUCACCGGGGAGAUCCAGGAGGAGCUCAACCGGCGCUGGAUGAGGCGGCGGCGGGAGGAGGGAGCAGCCGAGGCGGCGCAGGACACCGACAGCACCGCGGAGGAGACGAGCCUCUGUGAGGCCGCGGCUCCAGCUGUGGAGCCAGAUGUGGAGAGCCUGUCAGAAAACGAGCUUCUGCUGGAGGAGGAGAGGAUAAAAACCCAGCUGGACACUAGUCUGUACAUAGGCUUGAGACUCAAGACGGACCUAGACUCCAUCAGAGGGGACUUGGACCUGAGUCUGGCACUCUGGGAAACCAAAGAGAGUGAACUGUUGGACCUGCUUGCCAAAGUUGAAACCAUGGAGCUGAAGCAGGCGAACAAAGAACUGACUGAUGAUGGAAAGAAAGAGCUGGCUGCAAGCAGUGUGGAGGCUGACCCGGGGUCAGAGGAACAGAGCAGUGGCUGGGUAGAGCAGGCUAGAGGUCUGUCAAAAGCCAGCAGCAUCAACGAUGAGGACUCAGACACAGGUCUGAGCUCCAUGCACAGCCAGGACUCUGACAACCCUCCUGUGUGUGAAUCACUGGUGUAGACUGGGUUUGUGUCAGAGCAUCUUUGGCUUUUAUGCAACUUCAUGUCACAAACUCAGGGGCAGAGAGAUAAAUCGGUGUUGGCUUCCUGAAAUAUGAAAUGCACCUCUGUGUGACACUGCAAUUCUACAGCAAUAAUCUAUAUAUAGUCAUGGCACAAUAAGCUUAGACAGGACAGCAUGUGCAGUAGAGCCUUGGUAAGAUAUGCUGCUCCAUGAGCUGAUUUCUGACCUCCACCAGGGGAGUCAAAAGAGCAUCAUUAAUUAGAAGUAGUAGCCUGCAGGAGUGUUAUAACAAGCAACUUAUGAUCCAUUGUCCUGGAACAAGUGCUGAGACCAACCUGAUCACAGUUUCACAGCUCAUCUUGGUCAACUUGUUUAAGCGGCAAAAACACCGGGCUGACAGUUGUUUAAAUGGAUGUAUAGGCAUGUCAGCUAUGAACGUGACAAAAACGAAUGCAAAAAGUGGAAUCAUUCCCUGCAAUUUUGAAAUAGUAAUCAUAGAGUGGUCAACAGUUCGGAAAAAUAGACAUGUAAGACGUGUAACCUUUACAAAUUAGAAUAAAAACACUGAUGUUUACAUUUCCUUCUAAGUAGAAGUGUUGAAUUGGCAAAAGUCUUUCUGUUUUCUUUCUAUUUCCUCUUAGUUGCAGACAGGCAUGGGCAAGUAUAAGAUUUUCAGAUUAUCUAAAUUCUUUUAUUUAAAACAGACAGGCAAAGUUAUUCCUACUGCUUUCAAAAUAAAGUAUUUUGAUUACCACAGUUCUACUAUUUUGACUGUAUCGCGUAGAGAUUAGUGUAAAACUAAACAAAAAAACAACCAAAUAAACACCUGCUAAGUAGUUUUAGUGCACAGAUUAUACCCUGCUCUCAUAGAGUAACACUGGGAAUAUGAAAAAAUGAUGCGUGGCUAGCGAACCCAUAGCCAACAGACUCUUUCAAAACACAUUAAGGCAUUAGUUUACCCACCAUGACACUUAGUUUUUUUUAUGACCAGAAAUACUAGCAAAAAACCCCCAAAAAAACAAAAAACAAAUUUUGAUUUUCCUGUUAGCAUCGAAAAAGCCAAGAGUCUUUUUUCAGCCAGAUGACUGGUAUUGUGCAACCAUUGGUGGUGGGAGGGGAAGAACGGCACUACUUUAUGCUUCAUGCAGCCAGCCAGAGAAGUCACUCUGGCACUUUCUCUGGCCUCUAAUUAAAAGGACUUUAAACUAGUUUAGAGGUUUUGAAACCAUAGCUUUUUAAAACCUAUGGUUUCAAAACCAGCCUUCUUACCACUUUCCUACCAGCCAAUGUCUAAUAACAAAUUAUAUAUAUAUUUGUUUUAAAUGGUGCCCUUAUUACUGGUUAACUGUCUACAAAUUAAAUAUUUUUUCAACAUAGUAUCUGAAUGAACCUUUGACCCUUAAAAAAGCAAAGCAAAAUUACAGCGUGUUCUAUAAAUUUCUUUAACUUAAUAAUUUCAGGCUAAUAAAGCCACAUCUCUCUUUGCUUUUCUUUAUUUUUAAUACGGUUCUACAGGAAACAUUAAACUAAAUGUAAUUCCCCAAAUGGUAAAAUAAAUGAAAACAUAAACUAGACAUGGGGUGAUAUGUAUUUAAAAUUUUAUCACAAUAUUUUAUUUAUGUAUUUUAAUGAUGUUAUAAAGGAUGGUAAAAAGUUUGAAAAAUUCAACACUAUAUGUUUAGUUCUAAAUCUAUAUAUUAAAUACUGUCACCUCACAAAUAUAAAUAUUGCUCUAGAAAUAAAAAUGACUCAUUAUUAAAAAGUAAGGAAGCACCAAUCAAUCGUCCAGAGUUUGGAAUUGGAAACCUUUUCCUUAGCCAGCUCUGAUCGGUGAUUGGCAGGUCAAUUAUACUAACAAAUCAGAUUCUUUUGCCUAUUCAUUAUAUGCAUCCAAAACUAAUCGGCCAAUUAAAGCAUCAACUAACAACAUGUACUUUGAUACACUUCUUUUGAGUAUUUUCCUUUGAAUUAAAAACUACUACCUUCAAUCAAAGAACCUAAAGCAUGUUUUUGUUUCUCCUUAUAAAAAAAUCUAAAUUGGUCAGAACCAACAGGUCAGAGAUUAAAAGAAAACCUGAAUGUAAAAUAAAAGGAAAAUAACAUGGGUUUGAUCAUAUUCUGAAACAUAACUUGAGCAUUUACUGAUGAUCAAUAGAGGAAAAAAGCAAAAGCAACAAAAAAUAACAAUCUUAAUAAAUCGCUUCCAUUGCAUUUUAUUAAUAUUAUUACAGAAUAAUUUUAUCACAGUCUCUUUUUUUGUGGUAUUUCUCCCAUCAUUAUAGUGAACAAUUAUUUCAUCUCUUGGUUGAUUCCCUGCAAUAAAUCAAUAAUGUAGUUGGUCAUUUUUUAAUUUAAUUGUGAAAGAUAAUACAGUCAACCUUAUAAGUUUAGUGAAGCUGUUUUGUUGUAGACUACCACUAACUCCCAAUGACUUGCAAUGGAAAAGGUUUAAAAAGAAACGAAUUGGGAGCAAUUGAAGCACAAAUCUCACAUUUAGGCCCCAUUAAGAUCCAUAAAAUGUGGAUCCCACAUUUUCCAUGAUUCUGUUAGAUAUGAUCUUCGAUCAGAAGCUCCUCUGCCUAAGCUUUUAAAUCCCCCCCGUCACGCCCUGUAGGAUGAACAUUAGACCCAGUCCGAUGACAUCAUCAGGCUGAUCUAAUGGAGUCAGGAAACAUCAUACGUGAAUUUUUUGUUCCAGACUGGCAUUAGUUCUCCUGACAGGGAAGCUGAACACUGAAUAAAACUAGUGCAGUGCUCCUAUAAAUCUGUGUUUGGAUUAUUGUUAUAACAUCAAUUUGGCUGCUCUAAAGGGCUUUGUUUCCAUGUGAAGCUUCUUACUCAACUAUAAUCAAUGUGGGCCAAGAAGGAAAAACCUUGUUUUUAUAUUAAGGUUCAGAUCAAAGAAUUAUGUCUUCUUUGUCAUAGAAAUGUUGUGUAGUGCAUAGUGAGACAGCAGGUCUCCACACUCGUUAUCCACUGUGUCGUAAACAUAUUUAUACUAACAUUUUGCAUUAAUUUAGUGCAGACUCAUGUGAUUAAACUCUGCUACACAUGCAAGUCCUUCUGCGGGUACAAACACCUGUAAGAAAACUGGACUUCUAGAUGCUUUUGGAACAGACCCAUUUAGUAAUCCUGCAGUUGCUGCGUGUCUGAACGCUGUGACAUUAAGGAGAACUAUUUUCAGCUUCGGUUCACUUUUUUUUUUUUUUACCCUGAAAAUAGUUGCCGCAGAGCGCUUUCUGGCCAAGCUGGCUCCUCUGAGACCUGCGCAGACAACAAGCAUCGCAGCAGAAGUGAUUCAUCACUUUAAGGUCUUCUUUCAAGAAAAAAGAAAUACUCUCUAACAACUAUGUUGUUGGGAUGUUGUACUAUCAAGCUUACAUGUCUGGCUGUCAAAUUGUAAAUGUGAACAAUAUUAUCUUUGUGGCACCUGUAUAAAAAACGAUACUGUUCCUGUGGAGUUACCAAAAUGACCCAUGUGUAGCUGAUUUAUGGGACUUGAUCAGGGACCCUUUAGGCCUCUCACAUUCUGGCACUCAGACUACUUUUUCCAGAUGUGUGGCACCUAGAUUAGCAACUCUGAAGCAAAAAAAAAGCAAACACGUCCACUGUGGAAGAAGCAUAUCACCACUCAGCCGUUAUAGAGUUGAAAUAAACAGCAACAUCUGGA
Molecule: messenger RNA, 5758 nt
Organism: Girardinichthys multiradiatus
Lineage: Eukaryota; Metazoa; Chordata; Actinopteri; Cyprinodontiformes; Goodeidae
Gene: rassf10a
Product: Ras association domain family member 10a
Exons: 1
Coding region: 640-2085 (481 amino acids)
Biological process (GO): signal transduction
Source: RefSeq, a predicted model, not a curated record